AGCGCCUGUUUGUUUGUGUUGAGAGCAGAUUUGGAAAAUGGCGGAGAAGAGCAGCAGAGACCAAAGCAGCGAUAACAACUACUGGGGUUUAAUAAACGCGAGUGCGGCGCCGUCAUUGCAACGCAGAUAAUAUACCACACACACAAGUAAAUACUCUGGAGUUACUCACGGUUUACCUGCACCAGAUGGGAUACAAGCACGGACGCAGAGAAAAAGGGGAUUCUAGCUAGCUAAGCUAAGCUAAGCUAAGCUAACGGUUGCUAGCAGCCGUUGCUCCCAGUGUGUGUGUGUGUGUGAUUUUAACUACGCAGGCUUGUUUGUCAACACAAGCUGACGUUCGCGAGCCAGCUUAACUUGUCUGGUUUCCAAAGCUAACCUAGUUGUGGUGGGUUGGGUUUGACAACAUGAUGGCCACAACUCACCGCAAGAUUAUUAAUCCAAAGUAACAUUAAAAAAAAAGUCAACAUCUGAAGUUAAGCUUUAAAGUUGCAUGGGAAUUAAAUCAUCCAACGUGACAGCUUACAGCAGGAUACCCUUUUGCAGGAUCUUUUAUUUACAAGUCGUCAACAAGAGUCAGAGGCCAGCAGGCUUCUCCCUGCACCUGGGAUGGUGCCAUGUGACAGAGCGGCCGUGGAGCCAUAACCCCACCACCACCACUGCUCCAUCAUCUCGUCUCCAAGCUGUUAACCCACCACUGAUCCCAACAUCCCCUCCCAGUCUCCCCUUCCUCCCUUUAUCUCUGCUCUGAGCCCUGGACAAGGCCGACCACAGCCAACCACAUGACUCACCCACUGGAGCCCUAGAUCAAGCAUGAGAGAAACACAAAGUUUUCUUCAAGAAUUCAAGGUAGCACGUGGUCAGUUAAAGCUGAAAAUGAGUGCAGUAGGGGAAAACCCCCUGGACCCUGCCACGCCAGAGUCACGCAAGAGGAAGGGCUCACCAUGCGACACAUCAGGGCAAAGCGUGGAGAAGCGGAGACGGGAGCUGGAGUGCCGCUACAUCGAGGAGCUGGCUGAGCUGCUUUCAUCCAACAUGAGCGACAUCGCCGGUCUCAGUGUCAAGCCCGACAAGUGCCACAUUCUCAAGAGCACCGUGGACCAAAUCCAGCAGAUGAAACGGCGUGAGCAAGAGAAAGCAGCUCUUCUGUCUCCAGAUGAUGAGGUGCAGAAGAGUGACAUCUCUUCCAGUAGCCAGGGGCUGGUAGAGAAAGAGGCCCUGGGGCCCAUGCUGCUAGAGGCCCUUGAUGGGUUUUUCUUCGUCGUCAACCGGGAGGGCCGCAUAGUCUUCGUUUCAGAGAACGUGACGAGUUACCUCGGAUACGCCCAGGGGGAGCUGAUGACCUCGAGCGUCUACAGCAUGCUCCACGUGGGAGACCACAAUGAAUUUGUUCGCAAUCUGCUGCCCAAAAGCCUUGUGAACGGUGUGCCGUGGCCGCAGGAAUCCGGCCGAAGGAACAGCCACACCUUUAACUGUCGCAUGCUGAAGAGGCCGCCGGACGAGUUGGACUCAGAAAAUCCGGAGGCUCGGCAGCAAUAUGAGAUCAUGCAGUGUUUCACCGUGUCCCAACCACGGACCAUACAGGAGGAGGGAGAGGACCUGCAGAGCUGCCUGAUCUGUAUUGCCUGUCGGAUACCUCGCGCCCAGCCGUUCAGCACUGAGUCUUUCAUCACGAAGCAGGAUCCCACAGGGAAGAUCAUCUCCAUAGAAACGAGUGCUUUGCGAGCGACAGGCCGGCCUGGCUGGGAGGACCUAGUCAGGAAGUGCAUCUACGCUUUCUUUCAGCCGCAGGGCAAAGAGUCCUCCCACGCCAAGAAGCUGCUGCAUGAGGUGAUGACCCAUGGCACCGCUAUCAGCCCGUUGUACCAUUUCACGUUAAGUGAUGGCACCCCGCUCAGCGCUCAGACCCGCUGCAAGUUCUGCUGCCCCCCCAACCCUGACGUUCAGCCCUUCAUCAUGGGCAUUCACACUAUUGACAGGGAACACAACACUGCUAGCUCUCAGGAAAACACUAACCCCAGCCUUCCACUGACCCUCGGCAGCCUCGCCACAACUCCCUCCCGCUCCCCUUCCCUUCCUCCCGGCAGCAACUGGACCCAAGGCUCAGGCAUCGCCGCCUCGGGCCUUCACCCCAACAACACCAACACCUCCCCACACGUACACAACCCAGCCACACCCGCAGGCUACCUGACGCCCAAUCGGACCUGUCCCCAGCAGGUCAACAGCCCCUCUCCUUUGAGCAGCCCACUCACAGCCACCCCUACCUCUUUUAUGUCACCCAGGAUGCAACGGACCAGUCCUGGGUUAGGGGGAAGCCCCCGGGUACCGGGGAACCCCUUCUCUCCUUCCACACCAGGCCUCCACUCCCCAGCCGGGGAGCUAAGUAGUGGAGGCAGCCUCAACAGGCAGCAAUCUGGCGGUGACGGGAGUAGCGGCGCCAGCGGUGGGUCAACGGGGUCCUUCUCCCUGUCCUCCCCUGUCCUUCAGAGACAAGCCAGUACACCCACCGGCCCCUCUACUCGGUCUCAAUCUGCAAAACCGCCAGAGGCAGGAGAAGGAGGGGGAGAGGACUCUGUUAAAGCCCCCCUUCCUUUUGCCUCACAGCUGGGUAACCCCAGACUCAAUCAGCUCCUGGAUAGCAAUGGGACAGGAGCUGAAUCUAACAACAACAGACUCCACUGCACCUCAUCACCUCAUCCUCCUAACCCUCAUCCCGCCCCUCAGUGCCCUGCCUCUCACAGUACUCUAACAGAGCGGCACAAGAUCCUGCACCGGCUGCUCCAGGACACUAGUCCCAACGAUGCCUCCACCACCAGCGAGGAAGGACUAAACAAAAACGAUGUUGAUAUCAAGAGGGAGCCGCCUGCCAGUCCGGCUCUGACCGCAGGGCCUCCCAAGUCCAGCUCCAGAGAGCCACAGGACCAUCAACUACUCCGAUUCCUCCUGGACACAGACGAAAAGGACUUGGGAGACCUGCCACCUCCAUCUGCUCUCAGCCUGCAGACGGUCAGGGUGAAGGUGGAGAAGAGAGCCAGCGUGGACGGAGUGACCUGUACGGGCUCGACUGUUGCGGCAGGAGGUGCAUCCAAACCUGCAGGACUUUGCGGCAGCUCAGCUUGCAUCAGCCCCAGAUCGAGCCCCGUCGGAGAGAACCGCCGAGACGGCCGCAGGGACAGCAGAGACUCCACGAUGUCUGGUGGCCCUGUUGACAUGGACCCUCUCACCCAGCUGCUGCCUGGCCUGAGAGGCCCGAGUGGGGCCAAACAGGGCAGUGAGGAUUCAACAACCCCUGGAGGAGGCCCUCAACUCCACUCUCCAGCCUCUCAGCUCCAGUCCCCCUUACCUCAGCUCCAGUCCCCCUUACCUCAGCUCCAGUCCCCCUUACCUCAGCUCCAGUCCCCCUUACCCCAGCUCCAGUCCCCCAUACCUCAGCUCCAGUCCCCCUUACCUCAGCUCCAGUCCCCCUUACCUCAGCUCCAGUCCCCUCUGUCCCAGCCUCAGUCCCUUACCCAGAUGCAAUCGCCGUCACCUCAGCUCCACUCCCCUUCCCCCCAACUCAAACUGCAGUCACCCAGUCAGCUUCAGCCCGGCGAGGCCAACGCUCCCCGCAACGUAAAUGUGAAGAGAGAGCCUCCCGGCACUCCUAACAGAGGACUCAGUGAUGGCGGCCCGCUCUCCGGCUGCAGCCUCCAGAGUCAGUCACCUUUUGACUUCUGCAGUCCCCCUACUCCAAGUCAGACGCAGAACCAGGGACAGGGAGACCCCUUCCAGACCCCCAAAGACAGCAGCCUCUUCUCAGAGGCAGAAAUUAUCAACCCAUUCAGUUCAAGCACUGGCCUAUCCAAGAUGGAUGUGGGAGACUCCCAGUUUCAGCCUCUGGCUCUGUCAGACACCUUGUCCUUUGAUGGUCUUGGAACGCCUUUACAAGGUCCCUUGGCAUCACCACAAGAGCAGUGUGUGCCCUGUACGCUGGAUGAAGUGCUGGGCCCUCCGACCACGCCCGAGGGCCGGAACGAUGAGAAAGCUCUGUUAGAGCAGCUCGUCUCCUUCCUCAGUGGGACUGAUGAGAGUGAACUGGCUGAGCUGGAUAAGGCCCUGGGUAUCGACAAACUGGUGCAGGGUGGCUGUUUUGACACUUUGCCCCAAAACUUCCCAACCCAGCAACCCACUGCCACGCCAGGUUCCAUGGACCCUAAACUCCCCACCUACACUUCCCAAUUUACACCAGCUCCACAAGCUCAGUUUCCUCCAGAGCUGGCCACGGUGGUUGGGCCACAGGGUCUGGGGUUCGGAGCCCCCCGAGGGGCAUUCCCCGGCGGGACGACGGGCAUCGGGCUGAGGCCAGGCAUGAUGCGACCGCAGGGGAUCGGCACUCAGCUCAGGCUGCCGCCCAACCAGCUGCGCCUACAGCUGCAGCAGAGGCUGCAGGGACCACAGCAGCUCCAGAACAGGAUGGCGGGCAUGACUCCGUUUCCUGGAGGAGCCCAGCAUGUGAACAUCGGGAUUCGUCAGGGGGUUCAACAACCUCAGAUGCCCUCACAGCAGCCUCCGCUGAACGCCCAGAUGCUGGCCCAGCGUCAGAGGGAACUCUACAGCAUCCAGCACCGCCAGCGCCAGCUUUUCCAGCAGAAGGUCAUAAUGAUGAGACAGAACAUGGCGGGCGCUCCGACUGGAGCCGCCGGGCCCGUCGGAACCGCCAGGAUCCCAAAAGGUCCCCCAACAACACCUCAACCGCAGCAACAGCAACAGCAGUUCAACUUCCCACCAGGGUACAACCAAUUGACGGGAAAAUCCCCUACCUCACCAAAUCGCUUCAGCCCCAUGAGCGGGGGCCCUUUGGACAACAAGCUGCCCGGCAGAGUUCCCCUGAAUAGCCAGACGCUGAUGGGAGCCGUGCAGGGCCAGUUCAGCACCACCGUCAACUCCUCACUGCCGCAGGGCCUGUUUCAGCAGUUCGGAGGGUCCGCUAUCACCCAGCAAGACCCACCUUUCCCUCCUGAGAUGAGCCCGACCAGCCCGUUGUUGUCCCCUCAAAACUCCACCUCCCAGAGUCCUCUGCUUCAGCAAGCCCCACCCCCUGGCUACCAGUCACCAGAAAUGAAGAGCUGGCAACAGACGGGCAUGGCCAGCAACAGCCUGUUCAGUCAGUCAGGACAGGGUGCAGGGCAGGCUUUUGGCCAGCAGGGGGUUUACAACAACAUGAGCAUCACCGUCUCCAUGGCCGGGGGCUCCGGUGGUGUCGGCUCAUUACCUCCCAUGGGGCAGCCGGUUGGCAUGAGCAACAGUAACCUCAGCAACGUCGGCUCAGUGUGCAGCGACCAGCAGGUGCAGCAGGUUCAGGUGUUCGCGGACGUCCAGUGCACAGUGAACCUAGUUGGCAGUGACUCCUACCUGAACCAGGGCGCCAUCGGAGCUACGGCGUCCCAGAAGGGCCCCGGCGGACCGCAGGUCUCCCAGAACAACCAGGCCCAGCAGAAGAGCCUCCUCCAGCAGCUGCUCACCGAGUGACGACCCCACAACCCCCUUCAAGCUCUCCUAUACUCCCUCUACUUCUCACUUCUACGCCUCCUCCACGGAGGUCGGUGCACCAGACCCAUUGCUGUCUCUGUCUCACCUGUUUGGAUGGAUGGAUGGAUGUUUGGACGACCACAUGAGUAGGAUCAGAGAGGUUUGGCUGGUCGGUGGCAGCCUAACCGCUUCUGUGCGGAGUGGAUUCGGGGCUGGUUGUUUUACCGCCCCCGGUACUUUAAAAGAAAAGACUCAAGUCAGAAGGAGCAGCAGUGUAUUUAAACCUGCCUGUCUAAUCUGUCUGACAACCUGUCUGUCUGCCUCAGCCUAUUAAAGGCAGUGUUGUCUUGCUGCUCAUUCCUUGGUGACCUACUUCCUGCUUCCUGACCCAAGAAAACAACUGCGACAUCAUUGUAGAUUUGCCAAGUUGUCGUCACUGUCAAAUCAGGGCCGGCCUCCUUUUUAUUUUUUUCUGAUGGGACGGUUACUGUCAGGCCGUCGUCGCAGCAGCAGUGCAUCUUGGGAGCAUGAGUUGCAGCAUACAGCUGAGCUCAUCAUUUUAAGUGUGGGGGUAUCCCACACAGCAACACCUCUGGCUUUUUAUUUGUUUGUUUUUGUUUUCCUCUACCUGUCUCUCAGCGAUGUGGGAAUGUUAAGGUUUCAGACCUCUGUGGCAUUGUGGGAUAGAAGCUCAGUAUCAGCUGGUUCUGUGACUGUCUCUCUCUAUCAGCUACAGUGCCUGGUGGAAGUUUGAGUUUUUCCCAAGCUCUGCUUCUUCUUCUACAUAUUAUUCUAUUAACGUCUUCUGUUUUAUUAUUAUUUUUUUUUGGUUGAAUUGUUUUUGUUUAAUAUCUUCUGCUCUCACCGUCAUCAUCAUCAUCUUCAUGAUCAUCAGAACAAGCUUUGACAACAGCCAGGAUGGAUUGAUGGAUGGAUGGAUGGAUGGAUGGGAGACAGAUGGGAUGCUGCUCAUUUUGGAACUUACGUGUCUUUCUCCCCCCGGGAGGAGGUUUUAUUUUUAUUUUUUUCAAAGUAUAAAAAAGAGACUGUUAUGAUUAUUUAACUGUCUGUCCGUCACAUUUUACCCCUCACCUCAGCAGCUGUGAAUACAGAGCCCUGUCGGGUUCUCUCUCUCUCUCUCUCUCUUACUCUCUCUCUCUUUCUCUCUGUAUAUCUUUCAUGCUAUCUCUCGGCCUAUCAGUGUUGUUUGCCAUGCGCACCAUGCAGGCGGGUAGUAUUGUACAGUACAGAAGGACAAAGACUUGGGGAUGAGCUCACUCUUCUCUUGUAACUGCUUUUUAAAAAGAAAAAAAAGUGUAAUUACUCAGAACAGCAAAGACUUAUGUAUAAUGUGAUUCGAUCCAGGUUCUUAUUUUUAUUUCUAAAUCCUAAGCUCACGGGAGAUUAUUUUUGGCAUCAUGAUAUUGUAAUGUUGCAGCGGAGGAGGAAGUUAUUCCAUCUUCUGAAAUGUGAAAAUUUUAAAGCAAUUGAUUAUAAAAACAUAGCUAGAAUCUACGCUCCCUUCGGCGUCCCAUUCAGCCACACUAUUUUCCGAAGGAAAAUGCUUUGCUUUCUCUCGUGGUAACCAGGGAGCUAGUUAGCCAUCUUCUCUUGCUUUCUCCUCUUUUUUUAUUCUUAUGUAUGUACAAUACUUUCAAGAAAACGUUUCAGACAGUACAUGUGUUUGUAACCAUUGUAUAAAAGAAAAAGCAUAAUAAUACCUUAAACCGUGUUCUUUGCUGUGAUGACGUGACCCGGUCUGGUGAUGCUAACGGUACUGAACCGCAUCGACGUUCGUCCGCGUAGUCACAGCAAACAAAAACGACGCGCUUUUUGGAUAUUGUUCCUAUAUAAUGACAUUUAAAGUAGAGGCUUUAGUAAUAGAAGUUCCUAACAAAUAUGUGAUGGAUAAUUCAUUUUAAAAAGCUGUCAUGAAAUUGAAUCAAAACAGGAUGGGUUGAGUCGCCAAAAAACGUUUUAUUUUACUCCUGCAAACCUGUUUUAUCAGUGUUCUUUUGUUUUGUUUUGUUUUGUUUUGGGAUUCAACCCUCCUCUCCCUCCACCUUCCCUGAUGAAGACUUCACUCCACUGGCUUAACACACACACACAGUUUUCUGUUGACUACUGUUGCUCAGUCAGACACUGUCUCUCUCAGCAAUAACAGACCUCUGUUGACAAAAAAUGAUGAUGUGCUACUUACACGUUACCUGGAAGUUAGAAAAAGGAAAAAACCCUGCCGAGUAAAUACACGACUAAAUUAAUGCACAUAUGAUCUGGAAGUCAGGCGUAACACACUCUGCCCAAAAGUGCAGGAUGCUAUAAGGACUGAAGUCACACAUCAGGAAUAAUUAAAUUAGGGAACACCCAGUGAUUUGUAACUACCACAACGGUUUUCUUCUGUCAAAUCUGCCACGUCUCUACUCCAGCACAACAUCAGACGUUCCCUGAUUGAACUACUCCUGCGUGAAUCCUUGUUUCUCUUUUUUUAAUCUUCCUUGUGUCGAGACAGUAGUGGAAUCUGUGGAGAGUUUUUUGUUUUUUUGUUUUGCACACAGCGCAGACCUCACAUUCAGAUAUUAGGAUUCAUCACCCCUUCUGUAAAUGCAACUACCUAACUCAUCACUCACAUUAGGUCAACAACAUAACGCUACUUCAGUGGAAUAGGGCUUUCCUGUGUACUGUUUUUAUUUUUUUACAGAGAUACUUCACCGUAUGCAACCGAUAUAGAGGGAUAGUAUGCAAGGUCAACAUUCCACCCACCGACUCCUCCGAUGUUGUAUGAUGUGAGAACCACUUUGUGCUCAGCCGAAACGCUCUGUGUGUGUUUACGUGCAGAUCCGCGCACCGUGUAUAGCCAAACAGAGGCUCAGGAGCAGUCGCCAUCUUUCUUAAUGUAACAAGUCCUAAAUGCAGGAAACUCAAAACAUAUUCUGAUUUACCGAGACUUUCUGAGAUGGGUUUUUAUUUUUUUCUAUUUUUCUGUGUGUAUAUUUAUUAGAAACCAUCAGUAGGGCACCUUUUUAUUACCUCAUUAUUGGUUUAUCAGACAGGAGUUGUGUCUGAUAAUCUUUCCUUUUGACCAUGUUUUCACACUGUGAGCAGCUUGUUUGAUCAGAACAAAUCAUGUACACUUAUGUCUGCUUUGUUGCAUCAUUUUCAACAACGCUAACUCCCAAGCACUUCUUAAGUUAAAAGUAAACAAAGAGAGAAUCAUGUAUUCAAGGGUUUAGGGCUGCAAAUAACGAUUUACAUUAACGAUCAAUCUGUUGAAUCUUUUUUGGACUAAUCGAUGAACUGUUUAGUCUGCAAAAUGUCUGAAAAAAAGAAUAGUAUAUCACGGUUUCCCCAGAGCCCAAAGUGACGUCUUCGCACUCUUUGUUUUGUUUGUCCCAGAAGUCCAAAACCAAAAGAUAUUUAAAUAAAAUUGUAUAAAACACAUUUUCAAAGGGACCCCUUUGAAAAUGGCCAUGACAGUUUUUCCUUGCCAAAAUCUAGCAUAAAUUUGGAGCGUCAUUUAAGCUCCAUCGCGAAAAGCUAGUAUGACUUAGGUUUUCUGCUACGACGUUAAUACCUUUGAAAGCCCUAUUCAAAACAAAAAUCUGUAGAGACUGUGAGGCUUUUGAUUGCCUGCACUUAGAUUUAGGUCCAUUUUGCACUUACAAGGCAGCACUGUUGGAUAAAGAAAGAUAAAGCCCGUCAGUCAGGGAACGAGGAAGCUCAGAAAUUUUCAGUUGAUGACGAGCUUCUUCAGUAACCAAACCUCAUCCAUGUUGAAAGUUUCCUGAUUAGGUUUCUCACAGUGUGAAUUCGCCGGUCAGAUGCUCCUGCGCCACGGUUUGCCCGAUGUAAAAUACUCAGAAGAGACCGAAGCUGCACAAAGUGGAAGAAUGUAUUUUUCUUUUAGAAGGAUUCUGCCAGUUUCAGCCUCCUCUUGUUUAUCUGCUCUGACGAUUUCACACAUACAGUAUUGAUAACCCUCCCUCCCUCCCCUUCCUCCCUUCUUCCCCUUCCUCCCUUCUUCCUUUCACUUUUCUGCGUGGAAUAGGCAUUCCUAUGGAAACGGUUUCCUCUACAAGCCUGUUAACUGCAGAAACAACUGUCAGCUUAUCAAAACAUGCCAAAUACAACCAAUGUAAUCUUUUUUUUAUUAUUAUGGAACAGCCAUUCUAUGGAAAAGUUCCUCCUUCCUCACUACAAUUAACAGGUACAAGGUUAUUUUAUAACAUUGGUUUCAAGAUGUUAACAUAAUGUAUAUAACAGAGAAAUGUGAAUAUGUAUUUGUUCAGAAUCAACAAAAAAGUAGUGCUCCGAGUUUGUGGUAAAAAAAAAACAACAAAACAAACAAAAAAAAGAAAACUACUCGCCUCCGUCAUGUUUUGAUUUUAUGUUUUGAUUUUCUACUUUUUUAUUUUUCUGAUGAUGUAUGUAUGUAUAUGACUAUCAGUGAGUGCGUAUGUAUGUGUGUAAGUGAUUAAUACUGUAUAUCUGGUGUUCUCUAAGAUGGAAAAGUGGAAGAUGUCCUGGUUUGAUUCUUUUCUUCUUUUUACUCUUUAGACCCUGCACAGUACCUGUGGGUGUUUCAGAUAACUAUGCCAGAGAAUGGUUUAGCGACUGCUGAAUGUGAUUUUACUGAGAGAGAAGCAGUAGUGUGGACUGGCUUUUUGUACGGGUUAAUUUAAAAAAAAAAAAAGGCCAUAUUAUUUAAUUUUCUCUGUUGUCAAAAGUUUAAGCAGAUCUGGGAGAGUGGAGCCUUGGUUUUAUGGAGAAGCAUUGCCUGGUUGUUGUUAUAUAUGAGUGGGCUUUUUUAUUUUCUAACUGACUGACUGAUGUAGCCUUUUUUGCAUUUGUCAAUAGUAAAUGACCAAAGCUUCAAGAUGUUUGAUGGAUAUCAUAUGCAAACCUCAUCAUCACUGGACAAGACAUAAUGUAGCGGCCCCUUUUUUUUCGUUAAUUUGGAUCCCUCACACAGCGACAUUCUGCUGCUGUGUGUUUCGCAUGCUCGUCUUUCCUCGCUCGUUACUUUCUAGACACGAUCUGUCCUUUUUUAAAGUGGCCUGAAGUCACUUUGGAGGCGUCUCCACUUUGCCAAUGAGGUCUUUUUUGUGCCUGAAGUGCUAUCACUCGUUUACAGGAAGUCAAGAAAACAUUGCAACCGAUAGCUAUGCACCUUACUGAAACAAGCAUUUCCUAACUUGGGUAUGUAGAAUUAACACUGGAGCAAAAUCAUUAAUUUCAUAGGCAGAGUAUUUAUAGUUACUUCACACAAAACGAUAAAAAGCCCCUUCAGUUAGUCUAGUGAGUUUAGUUGAUAUCUGAUGACCUCUCUCAGCUUUUAAUCUCAUUCUUGGAAAAAGAUUAUUGUUUUUUUUUUCCAUUAACUGAAUACUUUAUACCAAACUUAAGGUGCCUCGUGUAUAUAUUUUCUGCAGUAAAGAUUGCUCCUUUGCUGUUUAACAAUAAUAACCUUGUUAACCAGGGUUUUUUUAAACCUUUUUUCACCUUUAUAAAAAAUAUAAAAAAAAGUUUACUGUAUUUUAAAUGACUUUUUUACACACAUAGAUUAAUCAAAUUAUUCCAGGAAUUUGCAAAUACAAUCUAAUUUUGCACUUUAUAUCAGAUUUACUUGGAGUGAAAAGGCCAUCAGAAACUGUCUCAAUCAGAUGAGUAUUGUAUUUGGAGAUAGAAUAAGUCCCCUGAAUGUACCAAGAUAAUUAAUGAAUAGCUCAGGUUCUUCAUGAAGAACUUGACUGUAGUGGAUACCCAUUAUCCAAACGACGACUAAAAAUUGUACACACCUUCUACCUUCUUCGUAAUGUCUCUCUGUCUCUUUCUGUCUUUAUCUGUCUACACCAACCGAUCCUCAGUAUAAAUACUAUGCCAAUCUUCUUCAGGUGACGCCCCCUCUCCUCCUCUUCCUCUCUGCGCUGUCUGCUGACACCUGGCGAACUGUUAAAAAAAACCUCCAGCUUAAACUCUCAGAACAUUCCUGCUCACGACACAGUUUCAGCAACCGUCAACACUUAGCUCUGUAGCUGCCGCUGCCGCCGCCGUCGCCGCUCGGCAUUCACUUUCACGCAGCUUUGAACGUGUUUUUCCCUUAAACCAAGGUGGACACUCGCUUCUAUUCGUAAAAGUCUGGUUGUGUGAUACUUAACUUCUGCUAUCUAGCAACAAUUGUGCACUGACAUAAAAUGACAACACACCAGCUGUGUUGUUUGUCUUCUCUGUUUUGCUUGUCUUGUCACUACUUCUGUGCUACCUAAUGUGGAAUAUGUUGUGAUGUGCUGAUGAUACCAGGACUGGUGUAGGAUCGGGCCGAUGGCUCGUGCAGGAUGGGGUCGGGCCAAUGCCUGGUGUAGGAUCGGGUUGGGCCGAUGCCUGGUGCAGGAUUGGGCCGAUGACUAGUGCAGUAUCGGGCCCGAUGACUAGUGCAGGAUCGGGUUGGGCCGAUGACUAGUGCAGGAUCGGGUUGGGCCGAUGCCUUUUGCAGUAUCGUGUUGGGCUGAUGCCUGGUGCAAGAUUGCGAUGGGCCGAUACCUGUUCCAGGAUUGGGUCGGACCUAUGCCUGGUGCAGGAUAGGGUGGGGCCGAUGCUUGGUCCAGGAUUGGGUCGGGCCGAUGCCCGGUGCACGAUCGUUUUGGGCCGAUGCUGAUUUGGCUGAUGUAGGUAAUCAUGUUUGGUGUCAUGGAAAUUCCUAGCAAAAAAAAAAAGAAAUUUGAGGCAUGAAAUAUAUUCCAUGAAUGAAAGGAGGAUACAGUUUUAAUCAGCUUUUGUCUUUUUUUUUCUGAAGCGUAGUCAAAAAUAUGAAGCAUUCUCGCUCGUCAUUGGUCCAAACUUGGUAUUUGUGCACCGCUGAGACUCUCCAUAGUCCUUUUAAAUCUCCCACUCAUUCCUAAUGCAGGUGUUCAAAUCCAAUCUCUCCUCUAUGUGAACAGCAUCAGUAAAGUAUUGUUAAGUGCUGCCGUAUUGGGACUGAGGUUGGAUAUGGUUCAGAGACUUUACAAGAAGGCUUGUUAAAUAACUCACCACUUUGUGUUGUGUUUUUGGGGGGCGGUGAUGCUUUCUCUGGAGAAUUUGAGAAAAAAAUGACCAAGGUUCCACUUUCUCCCUUGUACAAAUUAAUAUAAAUAAAUAUAUAUAUAAAUAUAUAUUAUACAUUUUACUCAUUUUUGUCCAGUUUUGUAUAUUACACUCAUGUAAAGUUUGUUUUUAAAAGAGGCAUCGGAGCAGCUAUUACAAGACAAUAUGAGUGACAAUGUUCAUCUGGGAGAAUUUUAUGCAUGUUAUAUUUUCUCUUUUUCUCUCUCUCUCUGUCUCUUUUAA
Molecule: messenger RNA, 12828 nt
Organism: Sebastes umbrosus (honeycomb rockfish)
Lineage: Eukaryota; Metazoa; Chordata; Actinopteri; Perciformes; Sebastidae
Gene: ncoa1
Product: nuclear receptor coactivator 1
Exons: 23
Coding region: 811-5505 (1564 amino acids)
Biological process (GO): positive regulation of transcription by RNA polymerase II; cellular response to hormone stimulus
Cellular component (GO): nucleus
Molecular function (GO): protein dimerization activity; nuclear receptor binding
Source: RefSeq, a predicted model, not a curated record